AUUGAGUGGAGCGAGAUGACGAUCUUCUGCCAGGCAGCCUUGUGUGGAUGCUCCAUGGUUGGAUUGGUUUCUGCAGAUAUUUGGUGCAAGUUAUGGUUGCUAUAUAUACGACACUAUCGGUGCAGUUCUAGUCCAGAAUUAAACAGCAUGUCAGCUUCUUCGCUGAUGAGGGGUGAGGAGGACAUGCAACGGAGGCUAGUAGUGAAGCUGAUGAGGGGCGAAGAGGACAUGCAACGGAGGCUAGUAGUGAAGCUGAUGAGGGGCGAAGAGGACAUGCAACGGAGGCUAGUAGUGAAGCUGCUGGGGCUGUCUCUGCUCCUCUCCUUGGCGACCAACGGCGGCGGCGUCCAAGCCCAGCCGCUCGUGCCGGCGAUGAUCUUGUUUGGUGACUCGACCAUCGACGUCGGCAACAACAACUACCUCCCCGGCGCCGUCUUCAAGGCCAACUACGCGCCCUACGGCGACAACUUCCGGCGCCACCGGGCCACCGGCAGGUUCUCCGACGGCAAGAUCGUCUCCGACAUCACCGCUGAAUCGCUGGGGUUCGUGAGCUACGCGCCGCCGUACCUCAGCCCGCUGGCGUCGGGGAAGAACCUCCUCGCCGGCGCCAACUUCGGCUCCGCGGCGUCCAGCUACGCCGACGACACAGCCGCCAUGUAUGAUGCGAUCACGUUGAGCCAGCAGCUCAAGUACUACAAGGAGUACCAGACGAAGCUGGCCGCGGUGGCCGGCCGCCGCAAGGCGCGCUCCAUCCUGGCUGACGCGCUGUACGUCGUCAGCACCGGCACCGGCGACUUCCUCCAGAACUACUACCACAACGCCUCCCUCUCCGCCCGCUACGACGUCCCCCGCUACUGCGACCUCCUCGUCGGCAUCUUCUCUGGCUUCGCCGCCGAGCUGUAUAGGCUGGGGGCACGGCGGAUCGGGGUGACGUCGAUGCCGCCGCUGGGCUGCCUGCCGGCAGCGAUCAGGCUGUACGGCAAGGGCAGACCCUCGUGCGUGCGGAGGCUCAACGGCGACGCCGCGACCUUCAACCGGAAGCUGAACGCCACCGUGGAGGCGCUGGCACGGCGGCACGCGGACCUCAAGAUCGCCAUCUUCGACAUCUACACGCCGCUCCUCGCCCUCUCGGAGGCGCCUGCUGCGCAGGGCUUCUCGGAGGCCAGGAAGACGUGCUGCAGGACGGGGGAUAAGGCCACCAGGGUGUACCUCUGCAACCCGGGUGCCACCAAGGGCCCCGGGAUGUGCCGGAACGCCAGCAGCUACGUCUACUUCGACGGCGUGCACCCGUCGGAGGCCGCCAACGCCUUCAUCGCCGAGUCCAUGACCUCCGCCGGCAUCAGCUUAAUCUUUUAAUUGAGCUGCUUUAAUAAUCAUCAACGACAAGAGCAUAUAGCAUGCAGCUGCCACAAGAUGGACGGUCGAGCAUGUCUCCAUGGCAGAUGCUUUCUUUUCAAUCCAUCUGUUUCCUACAAAAUACUGUAUGAUUAAGCUAUUGUUCCGUUUAAUUCUAUCAUGCAUGUGCUGAAACAAAGUGUUAAUUAUGCGAAUAUAAUUAUGUGACUAGUAUACAUAUGGAUGUGAGAAUACAUACCUAUGAAAUUUCGUUGAGAAACAUUUUCAUUUGUACUCUACACAAAAAAAGGCAAUGUGGAUCUCCAGUAGAUGUAUCGUA
Messenger RNA from Brachypodium distachyon (stiff brome), 1675 nucleotides. RefSeq names its product GDSL esterase/lipase APG. The transcript is spliced from 5 exons. The record is from RefSeq and is a predicted model, not a curated record. Gene Ontology annotation, molecular function: hydrolase activity, acting on ester bonds. The coding region runs from base 16 to 1356 and encodes 446 amino acids. Lineage: Eukaryota; Viridiplantae; Streptophyta; Magnoliopsida; Poales; Poaceae. Gene Ontology annotation, cellular component: apoplast.